Oncorhynchus nerka (sockeye salmon) is the source of this 3328-nucleotide messenger RNA. Its product is annotated as fibroblast growth factor 12. The transcript is spliced from 6 exons. The coding region runs from base 989 to 1762 and encodes 257 amino acids. Lineage: Eukaryota; Metazoa; Chordata; Actinopteri; Salmoniformes; Salmonidae. The record is from RefSeq and is a predicted model, not a curated record. Gene Ontology annotation, biological process: regulation of voltage-gated sodium channel activity. Gene Ontology annotation, molecular function: sodium channel regulator activity; growth factor activity. Gene Ontology annotation, cellular component: nucleus; cytoplasm.
AGUGAGAGAGAUCGAAAGGUGAGCCCAUUCACGCUUGCCUGGUCGGCGAUAGCACACGCCACACAUCCAUACGGAACGCAUUGGAAAUACUCCUUUAGGCUACACCAAUGGUUUGUGGGCAAUAAGGAAAAAAAAGGCGUUUGGGGUAAUCUUUAUAGCCUACCUACGGACAAUAAUAACAACAAAACGCAUAUUUGUUUUCUCUCAUCGUAAAAGCCCAAAUCACCAUGUUGCUGCUGCAUUCUCCCAGACAAUUGUCUUUCCCCGAGAGUGCUCGCGGUGUCUGCUACUGGUAGAGGUGCUGGUGCGCUGGCACAAAUGCCCGUAGUCCUCGAGAGCGAGUGGGGCAGCCAAACAGACAGUCGCCUAGCUCUCGUCGCCUCUCGAUUCGGCGUUGUAUUUGGCUUAAUACGUUGAAAAGUUACGAGGCGUUGCAUUAACGCAGCUGUUGAUGAAAUUGUUUACAGUGGAGUUUAAGGUGUAAUGCAUUACGGUGCUGGAUAUUUUGCCACUUACCGACUUUCCGUGCACAUGAGGAUUGCACAGAGUCGAUCUGGUCAGACUUGGCGCCAUUCAACUGGAAUACCUGAGACUCAAUUGUGUGCACGCACGCACGCUCCGACAACACACAAACUUAUUUACCACUGUUGUGACUUUUUUUGAAUAGCCUACAUUUUGUAGCCAUGCUUUUAUCCGUGCGUAAAUUUGCGGCAUAUGUUUUAUGAGUCAAUGGCAUUUGACGCUUUCCCUGCAAGGAAUUUGUGACUGUAGGCUGGUAUCGUUCCCCAUGAUGCAGUAUGGAUGCCCGAUGAUGCGCGGGACUUAGUGGAUUUUCUAAAGGGGAUCGGAAUGACAUUUGAGUAAACCCCCGUGGACCGUAAAUUCGAUUUUCACCACCCGGUUCCUUUUGCACCAAACAGCCGCACACAACUCGACAUCUAUCCAACGAUUCUGGGGUCGGUUUCGGUUCGGCUCGCCCGCGAGGGAGAUGGCCGCAAUCGCCAGCUCCUUGAUCCGACAGAAACGCCAGGCGAGGGAGUCAAACAGUGACCGGGUCUCCACUACUAAAAGGCGCCCCAGCCCCAGCAAAGACCCACGUUCCAUAUGCGAGCGGCAUUUCUUGGGGGUCUUCAGCAAAGUCCGUUUCUGCAGUGGCAAGAAAAGACCAGCCGCUCGGCGGCGACCAGAUGCACCGUCCAAACCUCCACAGGUGUCCCGUAAGGGCGGCAGGCUAGAGCCGCAGCUGAAAGGCAUCGUGACACGAUUGUUCAGCCAGCAGGGCUUCUACCUGCAGAUGCAGCCGGACGGCUCUAUCGAUGGCAGCAAGGACGAGAACAGCGACUACACACUGUUUAAUCUAAUUCCUGUGGGUCUGAGGGUGGUGGCCAUCCAAGGGGUGAAGGCCGGCCUCUACAUUGGAAUGAACGGAGAAGGAUUCCUCUACAGCUCAGAAAUGUUCACGCCGGAGUGCAAGUUUAAGGAGUCGGUGUUUGAGAAUUACUACGUGAUCUACUCGUCCACUGUGUACCGGCAGCAGGAGUCCGGUCGGGCCUGGUUUCUAGGCCUUACCAAGGAAGGCCAGGUCAUGAAGGGGAACAGGGUCAAGAAAACCAAGCCCUCCUCACACUUUGUCCCCAGGCCCAUUGAAGUGUGUAUGUACAGGGAGCCGUCGCUGCAUGAGAUCGAGGAGAAACAGCGCUCCAGGAAGAGCUCAGGGACUCCCACCAUGAACGGAGGGAAAGCUGUCAACCAGAACUCCUAGCAGCAGGGCCCCAAGGGUGGGGGGCCCGGGACCCCCCUCUCUUAAAUAGAGGGGAGAGAGGCUACAGACCCCCUCAACAACAUGCCCUCUGAAGGGAUGGGCCGCCACGAGGGGGAGGAGCUACACCCAAGAUGACAAAAAACUGAACUCUCGCCUGUGAAAAUCUUUUAGACGAAUAUCAAGAUAAACCCAGAGGAAAAACAAAAAAAAACAACGACAAACAUUUUCAAUCAGGAGUUGACCUAGGUUUUAUGCAAAAAAAAGAAAAAAAAAGCUGUGAGAAAGGAAUGGUGGUCUCUUCACAAUACAAAUAUCUAUCGUUUCCAAUUUAAGCUGUGAAAAAUUAGCUUUAAAGACAUGUUUAAUUUCCCAUGCAUUGAUUUUAUGAAUGCUAUGGCACCCUCACAUGCUUAAUUGUGUUACUGUUGUCCAAUAAUAACAAUAUUACUUAUGUGUUGAUAACUCUUCAUCCCAAUUUAGUAUCAUGGGUGUUCUGUUUUUCGUUUGAGACUGUAGACAUGAAAAAUUGUUGUUAUUUUUUUAUUGCUUGACAUUGAUUGCACUUUCACACUGCAUACACUGGUGUGAGGGUAAAGAACGAAUAUAUAUGAGAAGUCGCUGGUGGGCUCGGUAGGAACAGGAAUGGGUGAGUGGGAUGGCUUUUGCUCAAGUGAUGUACUGUCGGUGUGGAAUAUCUCCUAUGUCCACAUACUCUUUGAUAUGACAGGACUAGACAACUGAAAUCAAUAUGGUGGCUACUCCACCAAGCCUCAUAGUAGUCCUCUAGCAUAUUAUGGUGCGUUCGAGUGCGGAUGGAAAUGUGGAAAUACAAGUUCCCGACCCAGAAAUAAUGAUUGAACGACCCUCAAAGUCUGAGUUCCAAGUGGGAAACACGGUCCAGAAUGAAGAUACUGAAGUUUACGAGGUGUGACCUUUCACCUUUUCGACCACUAGACGAUAAAAGAAAGCCAUUUACAACCGUAACCAUCUGAUUAAUGUAGCUCGGUGGAUCCAUACAGUAUAUAGUUUGACAUAUUGUCAACAUAAGCAAUGUUAGCUAGAUUAGCCAUCUAGCAAGAAUGUCAGUGGUUGAAGAGUUAUUCUGACUUCAAAAGCACUUGAAAGCACUCAUGUUGUAUAUACAACUUCACCAACUGGGAAAUAUUAGAUUCGGAGGACCGUUCGAAUGCACCAUUACUCUCAAUGAUCCAGUCCUGUGAACUUAAUGGUCAAGAGGGAAAGGAUAGCCUUGUAAUAUUAUCAAUACUCUGGCAAAGUGGAUAUAGCCAGGAGGAAAAAAAGAUUGAUAGAGCUUCUGGUUGUUUUUGUUUGGUGUGCCAGUACUAAUAAGGGCAUUUCUUUCUAAUAAGGUCUGGGUUGGCCAAUCCUGGGGGGAAAUGCAAUAUUCUCUCCAGAAAAGGAAACUUGGCUAGCAUCCGCCAAUCAAGGAUUCUUUCAUGAACAGGUCUACUUCACCUCUUUAUGAGCUUUGACAAGACUUUCUUCGAAGUGCGUCAGAGAAUGCUUUUAGUCGGUACAAAUAAAUCAUGAAAAUGUCCUUGGGAA